Alexandromys fortis (reed vole) is the source of this 1550-nucleotide messenger RNA. It is a transcript of the gene Eddm3b, whose product is annotated as epididymal protein 3B. The record is from RefSeq and is a predicted model, not a curated record. Bases 167 to 796 code for a protein of 209 amino acids. The transcript is spliced from 2 exons. NCBI's taxonomy places the organism in Eukaryota, Metazoa, Chordata, Mammalia, Rodentia, Cricetidae.
UUGUCUACCCUCAACCCCUGUCUGGAGUCAUCACUCUCCAAUGCUUUGAAAUUCCUUUCCGCCUGGGCAUCCUUCUUUGAUGUUUGCAGACCUUGCUUACGGCUAUUCUCAGGGUGAACCCAAGUGUUCCACAUGAGAAGAUACAUGAACAGGCUUGCAUAAAAAGAUGUUCCUGUCCCUGCCAGAUGCCACCACCUCCGCAAAUCCAGCUAUGCUUUCUAUUGCCAUUCCUUCUUUUCUACCACUGUGGACUUCUUGGGAUCUCCAGAAAGGACGGAGACUCUGUUCUUCAGAUCCCCAUCUCUCUGUACCCACCGCAACCAGCAACGUGUGUGCUGACGAGGUGGCCCAGGUGCCUGCUAUGGCACCCUCUCUGAAGGCCUGGGGUGUGCUUGCUCUCCUGCUGUGCCUGCAGCUCAGCCCAUGUGCACAGAGCUCCUCCAGGCGGGAGUUCUUGGAUCAACAUCACCUAAAUACAGACAAAGGAUUCUUUUUAUACAGCUGCGAUGCCCUCAUGACAGAGAAAGGUCUGAAACCCAAGAGCUUACACAUAUUUGUUUACAUGCCAUGGUACAAAGUUGAGCACACAUGCAUUAGCGGCAAUUGGAAAUAUCGCUACAAAAACUCCUAUGUCUGGACUCAGACUCCCGUUAAGGUACUCUAUUGCUACUGGGAGAAAUUCAAAAAGAAAUAUACAGAGAUAAGAAACUACAACUAUGUUCAGUUCCAUUGUAACGCAGAUGGGUAUAUCGAUAGCAUAGAGGACAUGAUGUUGAUGGAGCCCAUCUUAGCCUAGAAAGUCUCCCGGCUCUCUGGGAGAGCUGUUCGCAUUCCCCAGUCAGCCCCUGCUUACAGUACCUGCUGCUGCUCCACUUGACUGAAUGUCAGUGUCUCCCCACCACGCUGAUUCUCGUUUUACGAUCAUGCUAUACUGCUCUCUGCCCACAACACCGUUCCUCCCUUGUCUACCUACUUCCAUUCACAUUGCUCUGACUCGGCUCGCAUGGCUUCUGUCGCUGGGACAAAGAGAAAUCAUUCAGGAGGAACUAUUUACCUCCAAGUCUCAGGGCUUUCGGUGUGCAGUCUGCUGUUCUGUUGUCCUUGGGGAAGAGUGAGGCAGAGCAUCAUGGUGGGAAAAUGUGGAGGAGCCCGGGAAGUAGAAAGAGAAGGAGGGGGAGGGUAUGGGGACAAGAGGUGACAGUUGUCACUGCAGUGGCCUACCUCCUCCAGCUGGACCCUCAGACCUACUCAGCUAUGAAUUCAUCAAUGGAUGGGUCCACCGCCAAAGUAAGUUACAACCUUCAUGACCCAGCAAAGAAGCCGUCAGCACAGGAGCCUGUGGUCGGACACGGGACAGCCAAGUCAAAUACAUCUUCUUUGGACUCAUGCAGGUUUUUCUUUCUUCUGAUGCUAUCAUCUGUAUGCCUAUCCAAACUGAAUGACCCUCCACAAAUAAAUCAUUAUUCCACUGUGUGUCAUAGAUACAUACAGUAUGCAUGCAGAGUUUGUAUUGUGUGUUAGCAUGGGCAGUGUAGUAGUGACCUGUUAUC